AUGAUUGGCAUAUCAAUAUGUGGUGAUUAAAAAGUACUUUUGAUGAAGAAUGUAAUGAUGGUAAUCUUAUUCCUUUUUAUGGAUGUUUUAAUUGUUAUUAUUAAUAUGUAUAAUAAUGCUGAUUUUAUUUAAAGGAGAAUGUUUGUUAGUUUUGAAUUAAUAAAGGAUAUUCAAAUUACCAAACUUCCUAUUGUAAACGAUUUAUGUUCUAGAUUAUAUGAUAAUUAAAAUUAAUGUCUAAUAAAUUGUGAAAUUUGUAUUUAAGGAUAUUGUUUAUAAUGUAAGUUAAGAUUUUAUUUAAAUUCUAUAAGUAAUUUAUGCUAAUCUAUAUGCGAAAAUUUAAUUAUUUAAGGAAUAACAAAAAUGUGA
Molecule: messenger RNA, 369 nt
Organism: Paramecium sonneborni
Lineage: Eukaryota; Ciliophora; Oligohymenophorea; Peniculida; Parameciidae
Source: the annotation of a GenBank genome assembly